CAACACGGAUACGCAUGGAGCCUCCAUCACCCCCUGUCUCUUUUACGCACCGAGUCCGAUAAUGCGCGCAGGUACAGGGACCCUAAUCGCCACAUUUCCAGCCGCCACACUGACAAAUUAAUUUUCUCUUAUGGACUAAUAUUAAAGAAGUGGAUGCAGAGGUCUGACACAGCCAAGAAAGGAGGCACAUUUCUUGUGGAUCAUUCUUGUUUUCCAUCACCGAGCGCCAGCAUGGAUGUCUUAGCGAACCACAGUAUCUUUCAGGAACUUCAGCUCGUUCACGACACCGGCUACUUCUCUGCCAUGCCUUCGCUGGAGGAAAACUGGCAGCAGACCUGCCUAGAAUUGGAGCGCUAUCUGCAGACGGAGCCCAAGCGUCUGUCAGAGCUCUUCGACCAAGACCUGGAUGGCCUCCUAACUCCGGCCUACCUGAAGGAGGACGGUGAGGAAGAGCUGACGGACGCCCUGCUCCCCAGCCUACCCAGCCUCCCUGAGCCCCCGAGCCCUCCUCCAGUCCUCCUCUUCCCAACACGGAAGAAUUUUCCCUCCACUGGUACAAUGAAAAGAGACCUCAAACCUAAGGGCCAGGGGCUGGAAAGCGCAGAGGGCGUGGAAGGGGUCCACCAGGCCCAGCUGAGCGCCGUCACCUCCCUGACGCCACCGUCGUCGCCAGAGCUGGGCAGGCACCUCGUCAAACCCAACCAGACGCUGACAGCCUCAGCUGAUGGGACACUUACCCUGAAGCUGGUGGCCAGGAAGGUGGGGCUUAGCACGGCCCGGCUGGUGGCGGCGCACGCACUCCCUGUUCGAAUGAGGGACGAAGAAGAGGGGGCGACUUGUGUUAUCGGGGUGGGGGAGCUACCGGAGAACAAGAAGAGGAUCCACCGUUGUCAAUUCAACGGCUGCAGGAAGGUGUACACCAAGAGCUCCCACCUAAAGGCCCAUCAGAGGACACAUACAGGUGAGAAGCCGUACAAGUGCUCGUGGGAGGGCUGCGAGUGGCGAUUCGCCCGGAGUGACGAGCUGACGAGGCACUACCGCAAACACACCGGCGCCAAGCCUUUUAAGUGCAACCACUGUGACAGGUGUUUCUCGCGGUCAGAUCACUUGGCUCUACACAUGAAGAGGCACAUCUGAGGAAUUUGAGAGAGGUCAGCGGGAGUGGAAGAGAGGGGAAGGGGAUGGAGGCGGAGCGGAAGAAGGAGAGGGAGCAUCGUCUGCAGAGAAAUAACACCAUGGAUGUUAGAGAGAGAUGGCAGGAUGGACUCAAAAAACACCACAUUUGGCCAUUCUGGACUGGAGGGAGAAGCACCACACAGGGACGCUGACUACAGACAGUAACACAGACAGGCAGACAGAUGGAUCCUAAGUAGCUCUGUCAAUCUGUGCUCAACCAGUUGGUCCAUGAUUCCACAGUGACACGUUGUCACCUCACAAAUGUCUCCCGGUGUUGUCGCGUGGACGAUACAGACGCUCCAUCCCACCCUCCGUAUGCGUCUCAGAGGGGAUGUCACACGAUGAAUGGUGGACCACGUGCCUGUAGUUGGCAGCUCUUUGUUGUAGUCGUCCUUGCAGUCUUUGCAAUCGUCCCUCAGCGAAAUGCUCCCGAAAUGUCAGCCCUGUUCAUGCAGCAGUGCACCAGCGGGUUCGCCAACGCCAAACUGGACCAGUUGUACAGUCAUUUCAGUGCGCUAACAGCAGAACUGCUGUUUGUAUAUUCAAGAUUUCCUCUUGUUAGAACGUACCUUGAGCUGAGGAGAAUAGUGAAUUUCCAACAGUAGCUAAACAGCAUUAUCUCACAGGGUAAGCGAGCAAGAAAGCUGGCUUUCUCCCCCUCAAACCUGCCACAGCCUUUACAAAUCGCCAAAGGGUUUAUUAUCUUAUAUAUAGGACAGAUAAUAAUUUGUCAGUUUUUCAUCUGACCUCUGUCACAUCUGCCAACUGGAUCCAUUUAUAAAUCCUUCUGGUUCGAUGGCAAUGGAGCACUUGUUUGAACGGAGCAUUAGAUUGGAUUUCUCAAAGACUUGAGGAUGGGAGUGUGUUGCACUAAUGUGCUUCAAAGACUGAUUGAGGUCAUCCAGAGGACUGGCUUGCUUUAUGAACACCAUCCAUUGAGGGUUACCACUGGAUGAGGCUAACUAAUCUACUCUGGGAAAGACUGUUCAUCUCCUAGAAUGUCAUCUGAAAUCGAGCGUCUCUAGGGAUGCUAAAUGGCUCCUGAGAGUGUUUUCCCUCUCCAGGAUAUCGGCUCUUACGAGUUGUUGUCAGGAACUAUUGCACAAUUGACUCAAACUUUUUGUAAAAAAAAAAAAAAAAUGCCCCCACAGUCUUGAACUGGGAGACAAUUCGGGAAUCACCAAACGCUGGCUUCCACGUGCCGUCGAAGUGCGGACAGCCACAUGCACAAGUUGAAGCAGCUAGCUGACUGCGAUAGCACACCGAACACAAACAAGAUCACUAUGUAUGAUAAAGGCUAUAUUGUUUCUAAGAAAAGAUUCUCCUAUUUGUUCAAAACAGACAAUUGAAAAGACCAUUUUGAAGAACACAUUGGAAAUGGAUGCAGCCAAAAAAAAGUGUCUAUUGUGGAUGCCUGAAAUGAUCUCUUUGGCCUUUGAGAGUGAUUGGCACCCAACAAGUCACUGGGUUGAGGAGGGUUUUUUUGUCUUGCUUGCACCACCCAUGCAGAACUCUUCUAAUUUAGCAGCUCGCAGACUCCAUCACAGAGAAAAGCAGCAUUCAACAGCUCUCCUAAUCGGGCCCUAUGCAUAUCUAAGAACAUUCCUGCUGACUUCCUGACCAUACAUAUGUCUGAAUGCAUAUUGCUGGACACGGAAGGACUUGUAGGAAGACACAAAUUCAGUCAAUUGGGUGGCUCUACUCAGAGCAAAUCAAUGUGAAUGUAUCUGUUGUAAGUCUGUACAUGUUUCUGGGCCCAUGAUAACACUUGUGUGUGGUUGGUAAGAUCAUACCAGACACCAUUUGUGUUUUGACGGUAGUUUCUCUUUUUCACAUUAGGAGUGACUUGGAAUAACUAGCUAGUCACGGCUGGUAGCUUUUGACAUUUUACUGGCCAUACUGGACCAGCAGGGAGGUCAUGAGUGCAGAUUUCAGUGGGUGGCUGAAAUGCGUUAGGGGAGGAACAUAUCUGCUCAGUCAGCAAAUGAUAACUGCCCCAUCAGCUCAUGAAACUGCAGUGAAGUGAAACCCACACACGAGACACAUACAUACUCUCCUAGAAAACUGUAAUUAACAUUUGUCCUUGGUGAUCUGACUUCUGUCCGACAGAACAAAGAGGCAUAAAAUCUAGCAUUUGCUCUGUCUUUAAUCCACAAAUAAAAUUAAUUUUGGGAUGAUCAUCGACUCAACUCAAGCGCACACAAAUCAAACAGGCAGCUUGGACGAAAUAGAUUGUCAGGAUUCUUACGAACAUGAUUGGGAACAACUAUGUCAAGGUGUUUAUUCUUUAUUUUACAAGACUUUUAAUACUUUUGAGGCACACAGCAGUCUGCUUUUUGGCAAGAGAGGCAGUAAAUUGAUUUCACUCUGUAUACCAGAGGUGCAUUUCAAUUUCGGGGUAUGAACACAGCCCAGCUCAAUCAUAUCUAGACAUGAUCUGUCUGCGGCUCUGGAAGUAGAAGCUCCUGCCUUGCAUAAAUAUUGAACUCUUUCUGUCUAAACGUGCAAACAAGCCCAGCUCCCUUUUAUAUUGAACAUCCAGGUGACAGGCCUUCACUUGCAAAGACAGGAGGGAGUGACCAAAAUAGAAACCAACUGGUACAAGUUUAAACUGCUGGUUUCUUUUUCCAAGGAGACCAGAAAUUCUCACUGGCCAUCGAGGGUUGCAGCUACAACACUAUAAAUGCUACCAUUCUUUGUGUUUGUUGGCAUUAAUGAAAGUCAUAGAUACUGACUGAAAAAUUGAGAUUUGGUUUGCAGAGAUAGAGCUGUUCCGAUACCGAUACCGGUAUCAGAAAAGCCUCCGAUACUCAAAUGCCCGAUCAGGUAUUGGCAAGUACUCAAGUCUAUGUAUCGAUCCAAUACCACAUAAUUUAGUAAUAAACUCAAAAACUCCUGAGGACAUUGAUAUUCUUAGAAUAUCUCCAGAACCCUGCAGUCUAGAAACUAACUUUAAAAGUUUGCCACUUAGUCACCAUUGUAGCUUUCUUUGAGAUGCACUGUAAUCCAGCAUGGAUCAGCAAAUUUACAAAACUAAAUGAAUGUCUUUUCUGAUGACUUAUCCAUUUAUCCACAUUGAAAGGAGUUGUUGUAGUUAACUGUUAGCUGAAGCCUACAGGGUACACAAUGUAUCCCAAUACACAUUGGGUUGAGUCUGACGACGAGGUCUUGUUGCUGUGUGCAUAACAGCACUGAUUCCAGAGGCCAUGCGCAAUGAAAUAGCAUUACAUUCACCCCAUCUUUGUGUCAGUAGAUCUGUGCUCACAGUCAGUCAUCGGUUCUCACUCCCAACUCGUCAAAUACUGUUGCUUAAUCAGUGGUCAGAGACGCACAACACACCUAGACAUCCUUUGCAGCGGUAUGAUAUGCAGGGUCUCAGAAGGUUAAGCUAAAACAUGAUGUAUUUUUAAACCUAACCACAUACUUUUGUUGCCUAAACUUAAGGAUCUAAAUCUAAAAGGAAGUGUUUACCUACGUUGUAAGUUCAUAUUGAAAAUUACUUUAUGUAAUGAGCAAAACUGUGCAUUUCCUGUUAGUGGAAAGUGUAUUUUAUCAAGACACAAUGCAUGUAACUAAACUGACGUACUGUUACGGAGGGUCCAUAAGUGAUGCAAGAAGGGACCUAGCGCGUCAUAUUUUGAGGUGAUGAGAACAGAUUUUAUUUGGCUUUUUCAAACUGAAAUAGGUUAGUAGUAUAUAGCACUGGCAACGGAUCAGUACUUGGUAACAGCCGAUACUCAAGUAUCAGGUAUCGGAACAAGUACUGGGAAGGGGUGGAUGGUAUCAGAACAGCUCUAUCUAGAAGAUAUAAAAAUAUCUGGUUCAGAUGGGAAUAUCAGAGCAGGUUUGUGGUUUUUCUGCUCAGCAGAAAGUGGAAGAUGAAAUGAAGAAUAGCAGUUUAACCAAUGGGUUAAAAUUGUAUCACCAAUGGCAGCUCUACUUGUGUGUUUCAGUAUUUUAACAGGGCACUCUCCUGUUGAACUGAAUGGUUGCGAAUGUGUGGGAAUGUCAAGAGUGUUUUUUUGUUGUUGUUCAUGUUCUGUACCAAUCAUAGAAAGCUGAGGAUUUUGGACUGAAACACUGAAUGUGUUGUUUUUCAUGUUCAUUGAGACUUUAAGGAGCCAAGACAUGGAAGUACUCAAAUUACAAGACAAUUUAAAAAAAAAAAAAUUGGCCUUUCUCAAGCUCAAAGAUUUCAAAUGUGAAUGUGUUUUCUGGAAAAGGUUGUUCCAUGUUGUCUCAAAGGAUGCGGUUCAGUUCUGUGUCAUCUUAAUGAAUGAUUGUCAAUUCUGCUGUGCCUGUGUGUUCUUCGUCUGUUUGUAUUUGCACUCUGAAUUUUUUGAGGCAAAAUCACUUGCAUAUCUGAUGUUUUCUGUCCGCUUGUACACUACACUUUCACACGACAACCCCCGGUUGAUGAAACACUGAUCACAAAGUCUGUAUAGUAGCUGUUUUUUUAGCACAAAUGUACACACUCAUGCCUACAUGCAACAUGGAUUUGCACACAUUGCAGACAUACAAAAACACAAAUGCAUGCAGACACUCCCUGAACCCGCAAUCAUACGAAAACAUACAUGCACAAGCACAUCCUGAAUCACACAAACACCUUCUCACAAAUACACACACUCUCUCUCCGUUCUCCUUGUGUGUUUUUCAUCGUUUUUCAUGUCACCUUGUGAGAGUCAGAGAUCCAGACUGCAGCUCUUGCUCUUGGCAGAGGGGGGGGGGGCACGCAUUACUAUGUGUGGCACCACCUCUGUUUCCACCAGGUCUGAAUUUCAAAUCAAACGAACCCCCUUUUUCUACCAGCAUUCCCUCAUCGCCUCCACCCUCCUCCCUCCUCCCUCCUCCCUCUUCCAUUUUCUCAGAUAUGAUCCCUUUCAACUCCUCUCCUCUGUCCGACUCCCCCUUCCCCUUCCCCUCCACCUCCCCUCCCUCGCCCCCUUCUCCACCUUUUUCCUCCGUUGUCUUUCUCCUUUUUUUUCUCUGUACAAAGUGUUUCAAAUUUAUCAUUUGUAUAUUAUGAUGUAUGGGUACGAUAAUGUUCUUUAUUAUGGAAAAAUGAGAAAGAUUUAUUUUUGUUACUGGUUUGUUUCAUAAUUCCUUUUUUAAAUUGGUAUUGUAAUAUCUCUAUGCAAGGAACUGUUCGGUGAAUCGUUUUUAUUUAAGAAUGUAAUUAUGUGUAAUAAAUGGUAGAAGCAG
Messenger RNA from Epinephelus lanceolatus (giant grouper), 6378 nucleotides. RefSeq names its product Krueppel-like factor 7. Gene Ontology annotation, biological process: regulation of transcription by RNA polymerase II. The record is from RefSeq and is a predicted model, not a curated record. Gene Ontology annotation, molecular function: DNA-binding transcription factor activity, RNA polymerase II-specific; RNA polymerase II cis-regulatory region sequence-specific DNA binding. NCBI's taxonomy places the organism in Eukaryota, Metazoa, Chordata, Actinopteri, Perciformes, Serranidae.